Gossypium raimondii (Peruvian cotton) is the source of this 2621-nucleotide messenger RNA. RefSeq names its product probable serine/threonine-protein kinase WNK9. Gene Ontology annotation, molecular function: protein serine/threonine kinase activity; ATP binding. The coding region runs from base 350 to 2533 and encodes 727 amino acids. Lineage: Eukaryota; Viridiplantae; Streptophyta; Magnoliopsida; Malvales; Malvaceae. Gene Ontology annotation, biological process: intracellular signal transduction; protein phosphorylation. The record is from RefSeq and is a predicted model, not a curated record. Gene Ontology annotation, cellular component: cytoplasm. The transcript has 7 exons.
CUCAAGAAAAAGUGGCAGGUUUUGCCUAAAAAACUCGUCUUUUAACUCAAAAACUCUCUCUUUGCUCCUUUUCAUGCGAGUAAUUCAUCAUUUCUUUCAUCUUUCUUUUUCUCUCUCUUUCCCUUCCCCCCUCCUCUCUCUCUCUCUCUCUCUCUCUCCAAAAAGGCUACAGAAAAGUUGUUUUUAUUUAUUUAUAUUUGUAUGAAAAAACCACAAAUUUUCCCCUCAUUUCUUGCCCAGUUUACAACGAGAAAUCUUUGUUUUAACAAGGAAAAGGAAGAAAAUAAAGGAUAACAUAAACACAAAAUAAAUUUAUUCCUUUUUUAUUACAAUUUUUAAUCUUUUGAGUAUGAAUGGUCUUUUACAUCUUGAAGAACCAGAUUGUUCUGAGUUUGUUGAAGUUGAUCCAACUGGAAGAUAUGGCAGAUACAAUGAAAUCCUUGGAAAAGGAGCUUCAAAGACAGUUUAUAGAGCAUUUGAUGAGUAUGAAGGGAUUGAAGUUGCUUGGAACCAAGUCAAACUUUAUGAUUUUCUUCAAAGCCCUGAAGAUCUUGAAAGACUGUAUUGUGAGAUUCAUCUCCUUAAGACAUUGAAGCACAAGAAUAUUAUGAAGUUCUAUACUUCUUGGGUUGACACCGCCAAUAGGAACAUUAAUUUUGUCACUGAAAUGUUCACUUCUGGAACUUUAAGACAGUAUAGGCUAAAGCAUAAGAGAGUGAACAUUAGAGCAGUGAAGCAUUGGUGUAGGCAGAUCUUGAGAGGCCUUCUUUAUCUCCAUAGCCAUGAUCCCCCUGUGAUUCAUAGAGAUCUUAAAUGUGACAAUAUUUUUGUCAAUGGCAACCAAGGAGAAGUUAAGAUCGGCGAUCUCGGCCUUGCUGCGAUUCUCCGCAAAUCUCAUGCUGCUCAUUGUGUUGGAACACCAGAGUUUAUGGCUCCAGAGGUUUACGAAGAAGCCUACAAUGAAUUAGUUGACAUUUAUUCGUUCGGAAUGUGCAUUUUAGAAAUGGUUACUUUCGAGUAUCCUUAUAGCGAAUGCACCCAUCCGGCUCAAAUCUACAAGAAAGUUAUCUCUGGUAGAAAACCAGAUGCUUUGUAUAAAGUUAAGGAUCCGGAAGUCCGACAAUUUGUUGAGAAAUGUUUGGCAACUGUGUCUUUGAGGCUAUCUGCGAGAGAGUUGUUAAAUGACCCUUUUCUACAGUUUGAUGAUUGUGAAUAUGAUUUGAGACAACUAGAAUAUGGGAGGGAACUUGAUGAAGUUGGUCCUCUCAUUAGGCUACCGUAUCUCGAAUUUCAUCACAAUAGUAAUUCUUAUAGUAACGGAUACAAGAAUGGUUAUGGUUACGAAACACCAAAUGAAUGGGGCUAUCAUCCUGCUGAAAUUGAACCAAGUGGAAUCGGGCUUUUUGAAUAUCAAGAGGAUGAACAUGCUGCAAAUGUAGACAUAAGCAUCAAGGGGAAGAUGGGAAAUGAUGGUGGUAUCUUUUUGAGACUUCGGAUUGUCGAUAAAGAAGGUCGUAUUAGAAACAUAUAUUUCCCAUUUGAUGUUGAAACUGAUACAGCAUUGAGUGUUGCUACUGAAAUGGUUUCAGAAUUGGAUAUCACUGACCAAGAUGUGACUAAAAUAGCCGAUAUGAUCGAUGGAGAAAUUGCUUCCUUAGUACCUGGUUGGAGACGAGGGCCGGGAAUUGAUGAAUCACCGCGCUUUUCGAAUCAGAACUUUUGUCACAAUUGUGCUUCGAACCGUACAUCUACCGGCUCCCUCUUAGAUUUUUUGACACAUAAUGGAGGUGUCAAAGACUCGCGAGUUCUUCAGUGUUGUAGAACUGGAUGUGCUUCAAUGCAUGGCCGGUUUGAAGAGAUUACUUUUCAAGUUGAGGAAUCCGAGCAUUGUGUGACAGAUGGUGCACCGAACGAGUCAAGCCAGUCGGACAAUUUGCAUUACCAGGAAAUAUGGGAUCAGCACGAAAAUCAUGAACUUAGACAGAGAAAUUCAGACAAAGAGUUUGAUAAAUCAGAUCAAUCAUUCUUGGCAAAUGGUGAUAAAGAAGUUAGAGAAGAAAAGAAAAUCCAAUCUCCUAACAGAAAUUCAAUCCAAUGUUUGACAAGCUCUCGGUCUUUCUCUGAAGUUCAUUCAUUAUACUGUGAUCUCUCCGACAAUUACGAGAAUGAAGUCCAACAGGAACUGAGAUGGCUUAAAGCAAAGUACCAGAUGGAAUUAAGAGAACUUAGAGAUCAACAACAAUUAGGAAUUGUAUCAGACUCUUCAAACUGCAGUAACAAAGACAAGAACAGAAACAAUGACAUUCCGCCAUUAUCGACUUUUGCCCCUAACAAGCAUUUUAACUCAGAUUUCCAUUACAAUAAGAAUAAGAGGUGCCCCGAUUCAGCUAACCGAGGGGGCCGGUAUCACAAACCGGCAGAAUCUCCAAGAGUUAAGGAGAUGGUCACUGCUCAAAAUUUCUGUACUGGAUCACUGCUUCCACAAUCUCUUCAUAGAACAAUUUCCCUUCCAGUUGAUGCUGUUGAUAUAUAAUGUAAGACUCUGCAUUCUUUUGAACAUUUCUCUACAUUUUUAGAGGCUGAAAUAAUAUGAAAUCAACCCCUUUUUAUUUUUUGGUCCA